This is a messenger RNA of Diorhabda sublineata, 4340 nucleotides long. RefSeq names its product nucleolar complex protein 2 homolog (gene Noc2). Gene Ontology annotation, molecular function: histone binding; transcription corepressor activity. The record is from RefSeq and is a predicted model, not a curated record. Gene Ontology annotation, cellular component: Noc1p-Noc2p complex; Noc2p-Noc3p complex; nucleolus. The transcript has 8 exons. Lineage: Eukaryota; Metazoa; Arthropoda; Insecta; Coleoptera; Chrysomelidae. The coding region runs from base 126 to 2333 and encodes 735 amino acids. Gene Ontology annotation, biological process: ribosomal large subunit biogenesis; negative regulation of transcription by RNA polymerase II.
AGCACAUGUUAUUUGACAGUUGACGUCCAAAACAUAACCAAUAUAAUAAUUAUAACUUUUUUUGCAGUUGAAAACGUGUAGAUAAACCAGUAAGAUUUUUUAAAAUUUUAUUCAUUUCUUCAAUUAUGGCUGGUAUAAAAUCCAAAAAUAAACUUAUUAAACAGAAAAAAGUUUCCAAGCAAUCAAAAAUCAAAACACCUUUGAAAUAUCCGAUAAAACUUUCCACAACUAAGAAUAAGAAAACAACUUUACGAAAACCAGUCGACAAUCUAGAUGAAUUCGUUGACGAAUUUAAAAAUGAUAGCUCAAAUACUGAUAGUGAACUGGACAUGGAUAAAGAACUUAGCGAAAAUGGGGAAGAUAUUCUUGGUAUUAAAAGUGAUGAAGAGGAUGUUGACGAGGAAGAAUCUGCUGAGAAACACAAAAGAGAUUUGGAAAAAUUGAAACAUAGUGAUCCUGAAUUUUAUAAAUUUUUACAAGAAAAUGAUAAGAAACUUUUAGAAUUCAAUUUAUCCGAUGAAGAUGAUGAUAAGGAUGAAACUGAAGAUGAUAUCCAUAAACCUACAGAUAAAUUGUCAGUAGGAAGUGAUGAAAGUGACUUUGAGGAUGAAGAUCAAGAAAAACCAAAGGAUCCAAGAAUAAUCACUCUUAAAGUAUUAAAAUCAUGGCAGUCUGAAAUUCAGUCAGAUAAGACUAAUAAAACAAUUAUAGCAGUUAUGCAAGCAUUUAGUGCAGCAUUGAGAACAGUUUCAAACGAUGGAGAUCAAGAAGCAGGUUAUUACAAAGUAGAAGGUUCUGCUGUUUUUAAUGGGGUUAUACAAUUGUGUGUACUUGAGUUGGGUCCAGCAAUAAGACGAUUUCUUAGACUUCAACCGGGAUCUAAACAGCCACCACAUAAGUGUAAAAAGUUUAUCAAGAUAAAAAAAAGUUUAAAAUCCUAUUUUAGUGAUAUCUUGAAGCUAUUGAAAGGAGUAUCAUCAUCAAACAUUCAUACAGUUCUAUUAAAACAUUUGCAUUAUAUGUCAACACUUCUGACCUCUUAUCCAAACAUAACUAAAUCUUUAGUAAAACAUCUUAUACAAUUAUGGGGAACUAAAGAUGAUUCUGUAAGAGUGAUGGCAUUUUUCUGUAUAUUAAGAAUAACCAAUAAUCAGCAAGCCUUUAUCCUUGACACAGUCUUGAAAUCAAUGUAUAUGACUUACGUUAAAAAUUCGAAAUUUGUCAGUUUUAAAAAUUUGCCUGUUAUAAACUUCAUGCGAAGAUCUUUAGUAGAAAUGUAUGCAUUGGAUGUGAACUUUGCAUAUCGACAUGUUUUCCUGUAUAUCAGACAGUUAGCCAUACACUUGAGAAAUGCCAUAACGAUUAAUAAAAAAGAAAAUGUGCAGGCCGUUUACAAUUGGCAGUUUAUAAAUUCACUGAAACUGUGGGGUUGCUUUUUAGCAGUCACAUACAAUAAAAAAAUAAUGCAACAAUUGAUUUAUCCGUUUGUACAGAUCUGUAUUGGAUCAAUUAAAUUGGUGCCUACAGCACAGUAUUACCCUUUAAGAUUCCAUAUUGUACAAAUCUUGAUAGAUCUAUCAAAGGAUACAGGCGUUUUUAUACCAAUUUUACCAUUUUUAUUGGAGGUAUUAACCACACAAGAUUUUAAUAAGAAACAUAAAAGAGUAUCAAUGAAACCGCUACAAUUUACUUGUCUGUUGAGACUGUCAAAAUCCCAAUUGCAAGAAAAUGGUUUCAAAGAUACAGUCAUAGAAACUAUUUAUGGACUGCUUCUGGAAUAUCUAAGUUCACAAUCACAUACGCUGGGAUUUCCUGAUAUGAGUCUUAUUUCUGUUAUACAGAUUAAAAAGUUCAUAAAAACGUGCAAAAACCCAAAUUACUUUAGAAAAUUUAAACAAAUAUUAGAAAAAAUAGAACAGAACUCCAAGUAUAUAGAAAAUGGAAGAGCUAAACUGAAUCUGAACCUAAAUGAUUUUAAAUUGAUUGAAGGAUGGGAAGCACAAAUUAAAGAGAAGAAACCUCCUUUGACUGUAUAUUACGAAAGCUGGCAAAAACUAACAAUUGUUAAGAAGAACAAACAGAUGACUAAAAAUGAUGAAUUGGCAGAUUAUAAAUUGCCCACUCUUAAAAAAACACAGAAGGAAGCGAAAAAGAAUGAAGGUCCAGUAGAAUUGUUUCCUAGUGAUUCAGAAGAGGAAACAUCUGAGAAGCGCAAGAGAGGUAAGAGAGGUGGAAAGAAACAUAAAAAAUCAAGUGAAAUUAAUGCAAUGGAUGAGGAUGACGGUAUCAAUGAAAAAGAUAUUGUUGAAGAUAUUCAAGAGGAUGAUUGGUAAUCUGUUUAAAUGAAGUUUCAAGUUUUGUAAAUAUAAUUUUAUAUUAAUGAAUUGUUUUACUGAAUAAAUUAAUUACUUCAAUUAACACGUUGACUGCCGACUACGAGAUAACUCGUAGGUAGCGAUCUUUUCAAGGACGCCAACUACGAGUUGUCUCGUCUGGUGUUUACUUGCCAUUCUUGUGUUGCUACGAUUAAACUCUUAAUAUAUCAGUGCUAAUAUCGAUAGAUGGCUUCUUGGGAAAGAACAAAAAAUCAAUGUUGGCUUGCAUAAAAGACAAUUUAUUUGAAAAGGAACAUAAAAAAUGUAAGUGUAAGAAUUAAGUCAAAUUACAGAAGUAUAAUAAUAUUUACUGUUUGUGGAACUUUUUAAAACAACCUUCCACACACAGAGCUGGCUUUUCACUACAUACUGGACAGUAAUAACGCGUUUCUCGGCGUUUUUUUCCUUGGUUACAUAUGCGACAUGGUUUCGUUGGACGCUGUUUUUUUUUCGGUAGGCGGUAAACUCUCUAAAUAAUGGAUACUUUGCAAUUUACUCUUUUUCGUAACAUGUUGAAUUUCUUGUCCAAUCAAUGCGAGCACGAAUUCCUCUCUGAACUUUAUCAGUUUUAUGUUAGAAGAUGUAACUUUUUUAAAAAUUUUGUGAGCAUUGUGGAUGUAAACCUCUAUAAUGUGCAAUGCAUCCUUUUUGGGCCAUCUAUUAGUCUUUCUUAGAGAUGAAUAAUACGAAAGCAUUUGAUCUGAUCGGUCAAUGCCAGACAUUCCAUUGUUGUAAUCUCGAAUUAUAUUCGGUUUCAUAGAAAUUUUUCCAUUGCUAUUGGGCACUUCUAUCAUUUCAACAACAUGCAUGUUUGAAAUGCAAAGGACAUCUCGCUUGUCUUUCCCUUUGCAAACAGUAACAGGACCAUUUCGCUGCUAAAUACACCCCCCUUUUUUCAAUUUACGAUUUACUGUUACUGUUAUUUCGUAGGAUUCCACACACAUACGUUUUUCGUGUAUUUAACAGUUUUGUAAGUGUAACAGAAUUAUAAAAAUUAUCCAUGAAAACCGUGUAUCCUUUAUCGAGAUAGUCCUCAAGUAAAUGUAAAACAACAUCAGUAGUGUGGCCUACGUUAUUGACAGUUAUCUCAGAUUUUCCACUAUAAAUAUUUAUUUUCAUAACGAGACCAUCGGACUCACAAAGUUCAUACAGUUUGGACCCAUAUUUGUGUUUCUUAUUUUUUAUGUAUUGGCGGAAAAUCAAUCUUCCCCGCCAUAGCAUCAUAGACUCAUCAAUACAAAUAUUUUUAUCUGGUACAUAGUUUUCCCGCAUAAUAUUGUUGAAAUGAUUUAGAAUUGGUCUUACCUUGUAUAAUCUGUCGGUAGAUGGUAUUGAGUUAUCAACCAAAUGAAAAUAACGAAGUAACAACUGGAAUCGAUUUCCACUCAUAUGUGAGCGCCAAAAGUGUACAUUAUAUAGCUCGUUUGUGCUCCAGUAAUGUUCAAUUGAUGGAAAAGAGCAAGGUCCCAUUUGCAGCAGAAGUCCAAUAAAAACUUUCAUCUCAGCAACACUAACGUUUUGCCAAUUUGAUAACCUGUUGGUUUUCUUUAUUGUUGUGCGUUUUUCAAUUUCUUGCGCAGCAUAUAAAUUAGUUUGUUCCACCAGUAAGGCAAGAAAAUCGUCCGAAAAAAAUAAGUCCACUAGCGUUUGAAUUGUAAAAUUAGUCGUAUCCAAUUUCACACCAACCUUUUCUUUGAAAAUAAAUAAUUCAGGACUCUGUUGAGUUUCUGUCCACAAAUUAUCAUUCGCAUUUGAUGUUGUUGCUUGAGAAUCAUCGGCGUUAUCUUCAGAUUCCGGAUCAUCUUCAGAUUUUGAGACGACUUCAUAUUCACUAUCACUUGAAUUCUCAGAAGGUUCAUAAUCGCUACUGCUAUUCACGCCAGAAAGCUCAUCAAACUCUGAAUCACUUAUAUUUAAGUAGUAAUCAAUUUCACUUUGAGUCAAUGGUCUUUUCCUAUCCAUAUU